Molecule: messenger RNA, 2553 nt
Organism: Brienomyrus brachyistius
Lineage: Eukaryota; Metazoa; Chordata; Actinopteri; Osteoglossiformes; Mormyridae
Product: fibronectin type III domain-containing protein 11-like
Exons: 1
Coding region: 190-1137 (315 amino acids)
Molecular function (GO): protein binding
Source: RefSeq, a predicted model, not a curated record
AGCCUUUAGCCCAAAGGAACAGAGCUGUUCUUUCUUGAAGGACGUCAUGACUGUAGUACUGCUGGACGGCUUCUCAAGUAUUCAAAAUGUAUAGUACCGUGGGAAGGCCUUAUGUAAUAUAAUAAAAGACAGUUAAAUGAGGCUAUAGCAUCAGUUUGAACAUCAGGUUUUUUUUUCUCUGAAUUUUCUAUGCAAGUACAUGGAUCGAACUCUGAUUUCCCGACACGACGACGUUACCCAGUAAAGAUGGCAUCCAAGUCACAUGGAGCAGAGGGCUGUGAAGACAAAGACACGCGGGAAAUAUACAACCACUUGAGGUAUCAGAUGACAGAACUGCUUUCAGGGAAGCUGAGCAACGACAGUGUGACGGGGUACAGAGAGACCGUAGAAAUCCGGAGUAGAUGCUCUUACUAUAUCAACAUCGUCCUUCAAGACCAGCACAGCGGACAGCAUGGCAAUCUUUCUGAAUUCACCCUUCACAGCAUGGUUGAUCCCAGUAAGUUUCUGUUGAUGAAAGAAAAAGCCAACUGCCAGAUCAGGAUCCAGCUUCGCUUGCUGGAAAUGCUCUGUGAAGAGAUCAGGAGAGGAAAGGAGAUUCUGGAGCAAAUAAUGAACACGUAUGAGCCCAUGACAGUUGUGCGAGAAAGUGCUUCCAUCCAGCAGAAGCUGGACCAGGUUAACCGGGCCCUUCUGGACAUGGAGUCCGUGCUUCCCCUGGGUCACUUAUACGUGCAGCACAAACUCAUAUCAGUGACAAGUGCCGAACAUGUGCCUGAUGUCCGGAUGGUUUUCAGCAUCAAGAUGCCCGUCUUCUUCGAAAGGGACGCGUGCACAGCCCAGGCCACGUCGGUCCAGCUGUGCUGGCACGUGCCAGAGCAGGAGGGGGACAGCGCUGGCGAGCAGUUCGAGGUGCGCUACACGCUCCUGAACCCGAACACCGCGGAGGAACAGCAGCACACUGGGGUCAUCACAGCUUCCACUUUCAGCAUACAGAUCUGCGACCUGCUCCCGGAAAGGAGCUACCAGUUUUCCCUCAAGAGAGCCCAAGCCUCCGAUUUAGUCUAUGAUUUGUGGAACGACACGCUUAUGCUCACAACCGUGUCUCAAUCUGCAGGGUCUGCUGGGAGCAAAACUUAAAGGAUCAGGGUGGAAGACUGGAAAUGAAUAAUCUGUCAUAUUUCAAAAGACAAAGAUGAAAAGAUAAAGAAGCACUAUUCAGUAUCAUACCUACUUGCAUCGUUUCUUCCAAAAACAAACAUAUUCCUUGUGAAAAAAAAUCAUUUUUUUUUUCUCUGAUAUUAUCAAAUACAUGCAGAGCAUAUGUAAGUUGCAUGUUAUUUAUUUAGUAGAUGCUUUUGUCCUAAGUGAUGUAUAAUUGAGAAUUACACUGAGUAGAGUUAUUGGGGCUGACAGCAUCGCUCAAGGGAUCAAUGAUGAAGUCAGUCAGUCAAACCAGGACCUUCCGAUCACAGACAGUGUUUUAACCCACUGAACCAGGCACCACUGCCUCAGACGCUAAAAGAAAUUAUAAAACUGAGAAUGGAGUGACCAUUAUGGCCUUCCUGUGGUGUUAGGGUUGGCACCAACCCGCUUGUAAGCUUAAAAUCCAUAAAAGCACCACAUAAAUGUAUGUACUGAAUCAGGGCUUUUUGACUUUAUCAGGAACCUCUAUUUAAACAAAGAAAAAAAAUCAUUAACUUAUAAAUGCUCUGGUCAACAUUAUAACAGCUCUGGUAUUGGGGUCGGCACGACCCCCUUUUUUAGUUUAAAACGCAUAAAAGCACCACAUAAAUUUGAGUGCUGCAUCAGGAAAAUCUAUAAAAAAAAAAUUUUAUACAUAAAUAAAACAAUUCACUAGCUACGGCAUGCACAGGCAUGUAAGACAAGAUAAGACCAAUUCAUUUCAUUUAUUUAAUUCACUUGAGGCUUAUUUUACCAUUAUUUUUUAUUGAAAAAUGAGAGGUAUGCUAUCAGAUUAAGGUCCAGAAAGCCUCACGAAAAAUAUUAAAACCAAUCUUUUCAUGGAUUAGGAAGCCUAACAAGGUAACCAAGAGGUAAGAAACAAAUUGGAUGAUAAAUAAUUGUUUUGAGGGUAUUUUGUGCCUGAUUUAAGAUUUAUGAUUUAAUCUAACAUAAGAUUUAAGAGAAGUCUAACAUAAGAGACGCGUACAGAAAGCUAACACAGGAUGAAGGGUAAGCAGUGAGCACAGACGGUGGUUUGGACUGAAAAACUAGAUACUGCUGCAGUGAAACCAGCACAUGCAAGCAGUGAAACCAGCACAUGCAAGCAGUGAAACCAGCACAAGUGAAACCAACCAAGCUCAAACACAAUUCUCAAAUUCUAUUGGUUCACCUUGGCAACAAGGUAAAAUCCACCCAUUCUGCUCAGUUUACCAGAACAUGUCUCGACUGCUAGGCUCCUACUGGAGAUAUGAAUAUAGAUAUUGAUUACAUGACAUUGACUCACUGUAAAUACUUGGUUGUCCUUUGAUUAAUGAUUAACGUAUUGACAUAUUGUCAUUGAAUCACUGCAAAUACAUGGUUAACAUAUGA